AUGUCUUUGUAUUGUUCUGUGUGCUACCUGGACCCUUGGCCGUCAAACGACUAUCCACCACAGAAACAGCAGAAUUCCAGGGACACAGAAGGUACACAAGACGAUAAGAAAAAUAAUUAUCACGAACUGGCAACCCACGCCGCCUUUGCCGAUGACCACACCUCCCAGUCUGCUUGGCGUCAGAGUUGCAGCAGCUUCGGUGACGGGAAGGUGUUGCCCAAGAUGCUCCUCCUUCAUCUCAGCGUCUUGGCGUUGGUGGCGUCCGCUUCCACAACCGACUUGAGAACUCUUCAACUCCGGCAGUUCAACGCGAACCAGGAUGUCGCUUACAGGUCCAGCAACGCACAAGGCCAAGGCAGUGUGAAGAGUUUCGAAAACUGUGACGACGAUAUAGAAGACCUUCCAAAUGGCGCCAUUCUCUGCGCUUUCAGUGGCUGCCGAAUGACCUGCGACAGAGGCUACCAGGCUAAGAUGCGAGGCCGUAUCUACCUGCUCUGUGACCACAGCACAGGGAAACUGACGUAUAACGGCAAGCCUUGGCGGGAAUCCGUGCCCAGAUGUGUUCCCAAGUGCGGGAGGCAGGGCUGCUUGAAUGGGGGGUGUGUGGCGCCCAUGCAGUGCCAGUGCCAGACGGGAUUCACGGGAGCCAACUGCGAGGAGGAGGACCUGCUCAUGCUCCCCGGGGAGUGCGACCCCCCCUGCCAGAACGGAGGCGAGUGCAUCAUCGACGGCGUCUGCGACUGCCCCAAGUACUUCUUCGGCCUCCUCUGCGAGUUCCACAGCUGCGACCUCCCGCGCAAAGGCCUGUCCAACCACGAUCUGGCAGGAGAUCUCUCUCAGCUGAAGAUCAUGUGCAAAAAAGGCUACAAAAUUUGGUCCCGUAUCUCUCAGCUCCUCAUCGUAUGUCGAAAUGCCACCUGGGUCAUCCCUCGCUUUGGCCUCAUGAGUGAAAACGAUGUCAACUGCUACCCCGUGUGUGACCCUCCCUGUGCAGAAGGAAGUGUGUGCACGGAACCGGAUAUCUGCAAACCCAAGUUCUAGAAAAUCAAAGUAAAUCAAACAUGGCGGGAAGGUCCGUAGAGUUAUUGUAGACCCAGGAAGAAGUGAUCUCUCACUCCCAGAAGAAAAAGAGAUUCCUUGAAGAAAAAAACAAGGAAGCAGAUAAAAAAGGAAGACGAUGAAAUAAGAAGGUUGUGACAUAACGACAGGAAAUAUUAGAUGAUAAGACAAGCAAGUGAAUAAAACAGUAUUAUAUUAGUAAUUACUUUUUUACGUAUGGUCUUGUAGUGAAGUUCCAAGGAGUCACCAAUGACUGUUUCCGAGGAACAGCAAUAUCUA
Messenger RNA from Penaeus vannamei (Pacific white shrimp), 1338 nucleotides. The record is from RefSeq and is a predicted model, not a curated record. NCBI's taxonomy places the organism in Eukaryota, Metazoa, Arthropoda, Malacostraca, Decapoda, Penaeidae.